UCACCAUGUCUGCUCGCUAUAUGGAUUACUCUGGGAAUAUGGGGGUGGAUGGAGAUCUAAGGAUGCCUGGCAAAGACAAACACUUCCAGAACACCGAGGAUCGCACUGACAGCGGCCUGGACUCUCUGAAAGAAGAAGAUUAUAACAGUAUCGUCAAUGGCGUGGAGAACAUGUGUAUUCCGACACCGUCCGCCCCAGCAGACUACGAGCCGGAGCCAUGGAAGAUUCAGGCUAAUGAGGAUGGAGAUACGCUUCUCCACUUGGCAGUCAUCCAUGAGGCCAAAGAACUUGCAGAAGAGGCAAUCAAGAGAUCAUACAGGGAUGGAUUUUACCUGAACCGCCAAAAUAACCUUCAGCAGACACCACUUCACCUGGCUAUAAUCACAGAACAAGCUGAAAUUGCUGAGAAGCUUCUGAAGGCUGGAUGUGACCCAGAAAUCAGAGAUUACCGUGGAAAUACCGCCCUACACAUCGCCUGUGAGCGGGGAUCCAUGCGCGGAGUUGGCGUCAUAGUGCAAUGCAGCACAUCCCAUCUGCCCUCCCUUCUGAACUGCUCAAAUUAUGAUGGUCAUUCAUGUCUGCAUCUGGCAUCCAAUAACGGUUUUCUUGCCAUUGUGGAAGACUUGAUCCGUCUGGGAGCAGAUAUUAAUGCUCAGGAGCCUUGUAAUGGGCGGACAGCUCUCCACAUGGCUGUGGAUAAACAGAACCCAGACUUGAUGUUUUUGUUGCUCAAACACGGAGCUGAUGUGAACCAAGUAACAUACCAAGGCUAUUCACCAUGCCAACUUACCUGGGGAAGGAGUAACAGUAAAAUCCAGCAGCAUCUGCUGUCUCUGACCGAGAAGAGCUUGCAGUACCUGCCAGAGAGCGAGGAUGAGGAUAGUUCUGACUCCGAAUCAGAGCAUUCAGAUGAUGAGUAUAUGUAUGAUGACUGCAAGUUGAUGUGCCAAGGGCUGAAUUAGAGUGGCGUAGCAUAUGAGGACUUUAGAGUUGUACCAGGGCAAAUCUUGUCUUGUACAAGAGAAUACAGCAUUAGGACCAGUGAAUCCUUUAACUAGACCUCAAGGGAUGCAACCGAUCCAAUGUAGAGUUCUAGAGGCUGAUACGGUGCUUGUGCUGACCCAAGACCAUCAUGUGAGAAGAGCCGAGACGUGGAGAGGAUUCUAGAAAACGACAAUGAACUCUGAGGAUGAAGACCUGUCACCUGAAUCAUGUCUCUCUCAGAU
Nanorana parkeri is the source of this 1226-nucleotide messenger RNA. RefSeq names its product NFKB inhibitor alpha (gene NFKBIA). Bases 6 to 962 code for a protein of 318 amino acids. Gene Ontology annotation, molecular function: protein binding. NCBI's taxonomy places the organism in Eukaryota, Metazoa, Chordata, Amphibia, Anura, Dicroglossidae. The record is from RefSeq and is a predicted model, not a curated record. The transcript is spliced from 6 exons.